This is a messenger RNA of Sphaeroforma arctica JP610, 1416 nucleotides long. RefSeq lists its product as hypothetical. Lineage: Eukaryota; Ichthyosporea; Ichthyophonida. Gene Ontology annotation, molecular function: proteasome binding; cysteine-type deubiquitinase activity. The transcript has 9 exons. Bases 8 to 1252 code for a protein of 414 amino acids. Gene Ontology annotation, biological process: proteasome-mediated ubiquitin-dependent protein catabolic process; regulation of proteasomal protein catabolic process; protein deubiquitination. The record is from RefSeq and is a predicted model, not a curated record.
GCAGGGCAUGAUGAUUAUGAUGAUGGGUACUGCUGGAGAGAAUAUUCCAAAAGCACCAAAAGAAAAAACUGUAUUCGUGGAAGACUUGACCGAUACAGACAUACCUACCGGAUUUCCUCCUGGACUUGAAAAUUUGGGAAAUACAUGUUAUAUGAAUUCAACUAUACAGUGUUUGAAGGCCAUUCCUGAGCUCAAACAGCAACUGAUGAAAAUGGAGAGUGCUGGUCAACUGAACCCCAACACCAUGUUGUCGAGAUCUCUGCGUGACUUAUUUGCACGCAUGGAUAAUCAGCACAGCGGCAUAUCUCCCGGUGGAUUUCUUUCCGCAUUACGGCAGGUAUUCCCAAGAUUCGCUGCUCGUGACGACCAUGGUGGUUUCAUGCAACAGGAUGCUCAGGAAUGCUGGACCGAAAUCGUAAAUUGUAUCAACAGGGCGGCACCAGGUGUUAAUACCAGUGAUCAAAAUAAUACAUUUGUGAAGCAAUACCUCGGACUUGAAAUGGAUAGCAAAAUACAGUGCCUAGACUCUCCUGAUGAGCCCGCAACUACGGAGAAAGAAUCUCAAUUUAUUCUGAGUUGCAACAUCACCACCGAGGUCAACCACUUAGUCAAUGGCAUUAAGCUGUCACUCCAGAACAAACUAGAAAAGACUUCACCGACGACGGGCUCCAUUGCUCAAUACCAAAAAACUUCUGGCUUCAGUCGUUUACCGAAUUAUCUGACUAUACAAUAUGUUCGGUUCUAUUGGAAAGCUAGCACAUCAACCAGUGCAAAAAUUUUGAGGAAUGUGAAAUUUCCUCUUGAACUGGAUAUGUACGAGUUUAGCACGCCGGAGCUGCAAGCGAAACUCAAGCCGGCACGCCAGCUUUUCGUCGAACAAAGUGAGCGUGACGCUGACAGUUCGGCUAAAGCUAAAGCAGACGAUGAUAAAGUCAAGAUGGACGCGGACCAAAAAACUGGGAAAAAGUCUAUGCCAUCGGAAUUUGCAGAUGACACGGGUUCAAAUAACAGUGGAUUCUAUGAGCUGAAGGCGGUCCUUACUCACAAGGGUCGAUCAAGCGAUUCCGGCCAUUAUGUUGCUUGGGUUAGAAGUGAGACUAACGCCAAGGAAUGGAUGCUAUUCGACGACGACAAGGUAACAUCUGCUACUGAGGAACAAGUUCUUGCCCUUUCUGGUGGUGGUGAUUGGCAUAUGGCCUAUAUUUUACUAUACGGCCCAAAGGUCUUGAAAUCUGACGCCGACUUGGCAUAGAACAGAAAAAGGGAGACAUCGUCCCGAGACAUUGUCAUGACUCGUGAACUACAGGCCCUCUUAAAGUAAUAUAACCAGUAAAGCAAGCAUUUCUUUGAAUUUGGGGAGACAGUUUGAACUCGGUUGCGAAGGGAUACAGAGUAAAUGAUAUAUAUAUAAUGCAA